AUGCGGCACUCUGCCGUGGUGUCCAAGGAGCAGAAAGUCUGCCCGCGGACCUCGGGGGACUCCAGCUCCCCUGUCUACACGGACUCUGCCCACGGUGCCAAAACCCUAGACUUGUUCCCGAGCCGGCAGUGCCCCAGGGGGGCGGCUCUGCGGGAUGCUUGUCACCAGACCGUGCCUGUGAGCCCUGGAACCUGGCGGGUGCGCCUUGUGCGGGUGACGGGAACACAGAGGCAGGGGAAGCGCAGGAGCCUGGCGGCAGCCGGAGGAGGCACUGGCCUCCAGAGCCCGAGGCCAAGGCGGGCCUCUGCGGGCAACGACGGAGCAGGGAUCGGUGCCUCCCGGCUCAGACUGCAGACGAGGAAAUGGUGCUACCCAGCUCAUGCCUGGGCCUUGGAACCGGGACUUCUUCAAGUCCUUCUAGCUCUGACUCGAGAACAUGCUGCAUUCUGGAACCACUUCACGACCCGACUCAGGAAUCGGCUCCGGAAGGUGAAGCUCAAGGAGCAAGAGCAGCCAGACAGCACCACCGUCGGCACGAGCCCGCGGCGACCGUCACCCCCCGCCUGGCAGCGUCAUCUCUGUGGCCACCCUGCCGUGGCCGGGCCACCACCAGCCGCCACGCCCCAACGCCCCUCACCCUCCUUCUCUUCUUCCUUUCCUCUGUUCUCUCAUUUCUUUUCUUUGCUUUCCUUUGUGCCCGGGACACGCAAAGCCGCCAUGACUCUGUUUCCCCGUCCCUUCCGUACUCAAUUUGCACUAAGUCGUUUGCACUGGUUUGGAGUCAUGGAACCGGCCUCGAGUCCCCGAGCGAGUGUGCCAACUGCUGAGUGUGCUGGCCUCUGCGGCCCGCCCCGCGCCCGGCACCCUCCUGCCGUCCACCUCGGGGGGCUGCCUGGGUGCGGUCGUGUGUGGGAGGCCCCAACCCCCCCUCGCCUGGUCUGCAAGCCCCUGGCACGGAGUGACCUCAUGCAGCUCCGUGGUAGAGCCCCUCGCCUGUGCCCCUCCCCACCAGGGCUUCACCAGAAGCCUUGGCCUCAUCAAUAAAUACAGUUACAGCAA
Molecule: messenger RNA, 1059 nt
Organism: Neogale vison (American mink)
Lineage: Eukaryota; Metazoa; Chordata; Mammalia; Carnivora; Mustelidae
Exons: 5
Coding region: 1-1044 (347 amino acids)
Source: RefSeq, a predicted model, not a curated record